Molecule: messenger RNA, 1872 nt
Organism: Schizosaccharomyces japonicus yFS275
Lineage: Eukaryota; Fungi; Ascomycota; Schizosaccharomycetes; Schizosaccharomycetales; Schizosaccharomycetaceae
Product: ubiquitin-protein ligase E3
Exons: 2
Coding region: 221-1699 (492 amino acids)
Biological process (GO): protein ubiquitination
Cellular component (GO): cytoplasm
Molecular function (GO): ubiquitin-protein transferase activity; ubiquitin protein ligase activity
Source: RefSeq, a predicted model, not a curated record
AAAUCGACGAUGAUCUACAGUGCACUAUUACGGAGUGGUGAGUUCAACAACUACGCCCAAACGCAAAGCAGCAUCACCGAGGUUGCAGUAGGCGCACACUUGACAAACCUUCCGGUCAGACAUACAAACCAUUUCCACGUUUGCCUAAAACACGUCCUUGUUCCGCGGAAGAUACGACAACUGGAACGCGAAUAAAUCGAACGGGAUUUUGUUGGUCACGAUGGAAUCGCAAAACACUCUUUGGUAUUGUCACGCAUGUUCCAAUGAGUAUUCUGGAGGAGAAACGUGUCCACGAUGUGGCAGUGACUUUAUUGAAAUGAUCGACAACAAUACGACGCCAGAAAACGAUCCCAGAAACUUUGUUCCCGGCGAAGGAGACGAACAGGCCGGUCCAAAUCCGUUCCAGGCAUUUUUCCAGUUUUUGCGUCCUGGAUCUGUACAAACAUUCACAUUCCCUCCCCCUGGAAACGGUGAGGGACAAGAACGUGAAAAUGGUACUCAGUCGCAAAACGGAGAGACUGCUGCCCCUACUCUUGAUCACAACAAUGGCCCUGAAGGCAGCAACAGUAUUCCCGUUGAGUCGUUCCAACAGCAAGCUCAAGGCUUUCUCCGAGCUCUAUUUGGAGGUGCACUCGGUAGAAGCAACGAAAAUGAAACCGACGGAGCUCCACCGACCCAGCAGGGAACGACAGACAUGCAGACGGAAAAUACAAAUACUGCUCCUACUGCUGCCCAUGGUGACGUCUCACCGCAAUCCUCAACAGCAUUCACUACAGCAGAAUCAUCUCCUGACAGAGCCAUGGACACAGCUGCUGCAAACGCCGCUCCUGGCGACAACAGCGAAGGUCAGACUCACGCCGGUGAACAAAACGGCCCUCGUGAGGAGCAACCGAAUCGUCCGUUUGCGACAGCACAGAGCUUUGUAUUCGCCAUGGGUCCUAACGGAACCAUGCAACAAAUCAGCUCUUCUAACCUUCCUUUUCCACUUGCUCCAGGAACGGAUGGUACUGGUGCUGAAGGACCUAUUCCUAUUGCUGAUCUAGGAACAACGCUUGAGCGUAUUUUUGGAUCCCUGGGAGCACAACCAGCAAAUGGUCAAGGUUUUAAUCCGGCCACCGUAUUCGGUGAGCUGUUUAAUCUCGCUGGAAAUCCUGGCGAUUAUGUUUGGGGAGCUCGUGGUCUUGACGACAUUAUUUCACAACUUAUGGAGCAGACUUCAGCUCAACAUGCUCCUCCUCCUGCACCCGAAUCUGUCAUCGAACAACUCCCUGUCGAGAAGGUCCCUCAGAACCUUGUCGACGAGGAAUAUGAGUGUACGGUGUGCUUGGAAAACUUUAAAACUGGGGACGACGUUGUUCGGCUGCCAUGCAAACACUACUUCCACGAGCAGUGCAUUAAGCCCUGGCUUCGUGUGAAUGGUACAUGUGCUGUCUGCCGUGCUCCUGUGGAUCCCAACGCAGCGGCAUCAACAUCGGAUCGCCAACGUGGACCCGCAAACGACAGCAGUAGCAGCACAAACAACGAACCCAACCUUUCUUCUACCUCUUCUUCGUCAACAGCUGCCACAGCUACUCGGUCAACAGCUUCUGCCACGGCAACAGCGCCUGCUUCUAAUGAUGAUCAUGAUCACGACGACUUCGACCACGACGCAAACUUGGCUACCUCGACAGAGCUGCCCUUGCAGGAACCUCCCGAGUAAGUUGGUAUACCAACGAAUGAACUCGGCAACGGACCCUGUGUUACCCUUUUACACCCUUUCACUCUACACAUACGCUCGCUCACCCUCUCAUCCAAGCUUUAGCUUUUAACAAUAAAUUCCAUUUUUUUCCUUUUGUAACACAAGUACGUAGUAAAGGUCACUUUUGUGCAGCA